Cyprinodon variegatus (sheepshead minnow) is the source of this 1577-nucleotide messenger RNA. RefSeq names its product THAP domain-containing protein 5-like. The coding region runs from base 145 to 1476 and encodes 443 amino acids. NCBI's taxonomy places the organism in Eukaryota, Metazoa, Chordata, Actinopteri, Cyprinodontiformes, Cyprinodontidae. The record is from RefSeq and is a predicted model, not a curated record. The transcript has 5 exons.
GCUGAUCGUCGUUCGUCAGCCGCGCGCCGUGAGUCGACAACACGCACUGCACGAGUUCCAGCAGACGUAUGAGUUGGAAGGACUUUGGUUUCACCUUGUUAUGAAGACAUCUGGUUCGAAGAACCAGGAGAGGUUCUGACAGCGAUGCCGAAGUACUGCUCGGUACCGAACUGCCGGAGCGACGCAGGGAGCAGCGGCCGAAGGAAGAGCUUUUAUAAGUUCCCCCUACAGGACCCGGCGCGGCUGCAGCAGUGGCUGAAGAACAUGAGGCGGGAGAACUGGACCCCUUCUCGACAUCAGUACAUUUGCCACGAACAUUUCGCCCCGUCGUGCUUCAAGGUGCGCUGGGGGAUCCGUUACCUUGACAGUGACGCUGUGCCUACAGUCUUCCAGGUAACCGAGAAACGGAAAGCAAUCAAUCACAGUGAGAAGAAGCCAAAACGCCUCAGAGAUGAAAAUACCCAAAGCCCCAAAGCGUCAGAUGAUGGGACAAAGGCCUCCCACCUGGGAGAAAUGCAUACGAUUCGCUUGGUUGAGUUGGCGGCCGACCCAUUAGAACAAGCAGAAACCAGUUUGAUGGAGUCGAGUGAAAGCCCUCGCCAGACUGAAGUGGACUCGCUAGUAUCCCUUAGUGGAGUAACACCAGAUGUGAAUCUUCCUCUAACGUUGUAUCAGACUGUAGAUGAUCUAAUAAACAGUGGGGAAAGUGCAGAGGUGGUGAUGAUGACUGAAAGCUCUGCGCAGGGUGGACAGGUUGAGCUCGUAAACGGAAUCACCGCUGCCAUUUUGAGUCCCGACGGAAUGCUGGUCCUAAACGAGCUGAUGCUGGAGGCUCCUCCUGGAGUUCAGCAUCUCACUCCCACCUCUGAAGAUUUCCUGCAGGUCCACCAAGGGGAGGAAGUUGUUGCCUAUUUUGAGACGGUACCCAACGUCCUUCCCAGCGGAACGCUGGCCUUCCCGCCCGACACGGUGCUGUCAUCGGCUCUGAGCCCCGAGCCCAUCUCGUCCACUCUGCCCAUCGUCUCCAAACACGUUGCACCUUCAUCACUCGUACUUGCAGUGGAACGGCUGGACAGGGAGGAGGUAGAGGAAGGGGAAGGUAUGUCAGACGCAGAUGAGGCGGAGCAGGAGAAUCACCAGCUGGAGGAGCACUGCUACCAUAAAAACAGUCUGAGUAAGGAGCAGCUGGAGGCAGUCGUGGCUGAGCUGCAGAAAAAGGUGAAGGUUCUGCAGCAGCGCCACCGCCGACACCUGGAGAAGCUCCUGGGGCUGGAGAACACUGUGAGCCAGCUGAGGCAAAGCAACAUGCUCAACGAAGAGCGGCUGCAGCUUCUAGAGAGGGCGUAUUUGCAGACCAGUGCAGCUGUGUCGGAUGGUGGUGAAACUGUGGCCAUCAUCUACGAAGAAGAUGACGCUGCGUAUUUUUACACUCCAGUGAACGAUGCAGGGAUGGCGUUGAAUGUGGACAGCAAAUGACUGUGGUUAUCUUCUGUGUUUCUGUGCCAAAAAAAAAAUCUAAAGGGGUUAAUGUUGUUUAAAUCAAGCAAGCUGUUAUUUCUUUAAAUCAGAAUUUCAUA